Messenger RNA from Prorocentrum cordatum, 2763 nucleotides. Lineage: Eukaryota; Dinophyceae; Prorocentrales; Prorocentraceae. The record is from the annotation of a GenBank genome assembly.
GGCUUGGGAGCUGCUCGGGGCGCCACGGGUGCCUCCGACCCGCCCGCCCGAGGCGCGAUUCACCUUCCUAUUGCCCACCGCACACUUCACUUUCCGCUCCCGUGAGCACCCGUUUUGUGAUCGUCGCUCCCGCGGUCACAGCACGCGAUGGCGGCCCUCCGGCUGCUGGCGCUGUGCGCGCCCCUGGCCCGGGGCAUCGCCCUCCACAAGGACGCGUCCGCCCUCGACAGGGACGCGUCGGUGGCUGACCACCUGGCCGACAAGGGGACCCUGUCGGGGCAGGCCCUGGAGUACUUCCGCGGCCUCGAGAACGCGUCGUUCCGGAGGCCCGUGCUCGUGCCGCCGGGCGACAUGCGGCGGCCGGCCGCCAGCCUCCUGGGCGUGGACUCGAAGCAGGCCCUCCGGGGGACCGGGGAGUUCCAGCCCUCGGCGGAGUUCCAGAGGGCCGGUGAGGGCCAGGGCGCGGAGCUGCCCUGGGGCGUCGGCACGCCCCGCACUGGCGACUCGUGGCCCGUCCACGAGUACUCGGCCAUGCACAUGCUCGACGUCCCCCACUGGGUCGAAUACAGUCUGGAGACCGGGGACAACAUCCAGACCUUCAGCAACGCCUGGCAGGACGUCAAGCUCAUCACGCAGGUGCUCGAGAACGUCACCAACGGCUUCUACCUGGACACCCACGGCGGGGAUGGCGAGACGAACAGCUACACGCUCCUACUCGAGCUCACCGGCUGGCGCGGCCUCAUACUCGAGCCUCAAAUCUACGAGUUCGCGACGUUGUGGGGCAAGCUGCGGAAGGCGUGGAUAUUCCUUGGGUGCCUCUCUCCGACCGGGAACGCCACGAAGCUCGGCUUCGACACCAACGGCGUACUCGACAUGCUGAGCGGUCACCAGAUCCACGCCUACAAUUUGCCCACCUUCAUGGAAGAGCUGGGCGGUCGCAAGACCAUUGACUUCUGGGCCGUCCACAACGGUCAUUAUGAGGCAGAGGUCCUGAACGAGACCUUCUUUCAUUCCGGGAAGAACAUCGAGUUCGGGGUCGUUUUGGUCCGCUUCGAUGGUCGUCGGUCCGGUCGUGGCGACCAGUGGUUCGCUCAGCACAGGUCCAAGGACGAAACAGAAGAGCUCAUCUUCGAGAUCAUGCACAACGCCUCCUUCAAUUACAUUGGUGGCCUGGACGCGUAUUGGAUCAACUACGUCGAGCCGCGCUUUCAUUACAACGACCAUGUGUGGGUGAAUCCCGCAUACUUCGAGAAGCGCGGCCUCCCAGUUCCCUCGUGGUGCAAGUCGGCUCCCCCGCCCGCGCUGAGGUACCCCCGCCCAGGCCACCUCGACGCCCCUGGACUGGACAACCUUCAAAAGUGGACAGGCUCGGGCAGUUCCCCCGGGCCGCACGUGUACGGACAUGCGACCGACAAGACGGCGGGGGCCAUCCCUUUCGGGUACGGGAGCCCCGGCAUCCCCUACGGGCCGUCCUCGCGCAACCCCUUCGGCAUCGACCACCAGGAGUACGAGGACCCGGCCUACAUGUCCCUGGGCUCGAGCAACCCGACGAUCCCGGGACCGGAGGGAGGCGGCGGCACCUGGGACCCCCGCUGGAACUGGGACGGGGGCUACACGUACGAGCAGGAGACCGACAAGAUGAUCGCGUACAUGCAGAAGGCGAAGGCGGACGCCGCGGCCACGGAGUCGGUGGCCAAGGCGCACCGCGUCACGCCCACGCGGCUGUCCUCGGUGGCGGGGCACAAGCGGCCCGUGAGCGGGCCGCGGGCUGCCGUAGCCCUCGAGGAGCGCAGCAGCAUUCGGCACGAGCAGGAGCGCCUGUGUGGAGGCGCAGCCGAGGACCACACGGACCAGGCGGGACGCCCGACCUCCCCGCCCCACCGCACGUGGCAGCUCCGGUCCAGGAACGCGGGCAGCACCGGCGCAAGGUACGGCCGAGGUGCCAAGUUCGACGUCCUGGCCGUGAGUAUGCUGCGCGUUCACGACUGCUCGAAGGCAAGGCUGGCCAGGGCGCGCGACCAGGCCAGGCUCGCCGUAGGAUGCCUAGGCGCCACUGUCGUGCCAAUGUGGGACCCUCUGGCGUGGCUGCCCGAUGAGCUGACGGUGCGCGGCAAGAUAUGGCAGGCGUUGGUCGGAGAGGCGUCAGAGUUCGAGAUCUCGAGCGGCCCUGCAGAUGGAUGCGCAUGCGACCACGGCCUGAAGCUCCUGAACACCAGGCAGAACUACUUGACCGUUGUCUCCGUCGGCGAAGGCCCCUGGCAGGAGUGGAACAACAGCAACGCGGCGCACGCUCUGAGGCCUCACGACGGCAUUUUCGCCGUGAACGGAGUGCGAGGUGACGGUGGCCGCUUGAUGGAUGAGAUACGGGAGUCGGCGUUACGCUGGGGAGGCCCGGGCAGCCCCAAGGUGACCCUGACGGUCCGGCGCCCCAGGCGGAUGCGGGUGGCCGUGAGGAAGGGCGAGACACAGCAGGUCAAGCAGCUCGGAUUGAGCCUGCUGAUCUUCGGCUCCAGCGUGAUCGUCACCGAGGUGCAGCGCCGCGGGCUGAUCAGCCUCUGGAACGCGGCGAACCCGUACGCGAAGGUCCGGGAGGGCGACAGGGUCGUGGAGGUCAACGGCACGAAGUGGGACGGCAGCCCGACGUCCGCCUUCAAGCUGCUGGACCUGAUCCACAAGACGGCGACCGUGGACAUGGUGGUCGAGUCGCUCGCCGCGAGCGACGUGGACGAGAAGUCCGCGGACUCGGUGAAAGUGGCCAGCUGA